GUUCCCAAGAAGGAUGUACCUACAACCAUUUGUCGAUGAGCGAAAUUGUUAAAAGGGUCGGUUCUUAUCUUAAUCAAAAAGGUCUCUUAAACACAACAACUGUUUCAAUGGCAGAUGAAGGUUUAUUUGAAGGAGAAAUUGCCACUAUUUUUGCCGUUGAUACCUUAGGUAUUUUUGGCAAUAAUGUUAAAUCAUAUGUCAGCCAGUACAAUACACAUGCUUAUAGUGGAAUUGCAAGAAGUUCACUUUAUCAUAUUGCAAAAGAAAAUGGCAAAAGACUUUGGAUGAGCGAAUGGGGAUCUUGGUCAUCAAAAAAUAUGUCCGCAAGUAUUAAACUUUCUGAAGAAAUUUUAAAGGACAUGAGAUAUCUUAAGCCUGUUGCAUGGGUUUAUUGGCAAGCAAUUGAACAUGCUCCUAAUGGUAAUGAUGGUAAUGACUAUGGCUUGAUCAGUGCAGAUUUUAGUAAUUCAAGUGUUCCUCUAGAUAUACGUCUAUCAUUUUAUGGAUUUGCUCAAUACACUAAGUUUAUUCGCCCAGGAUAUCAAAUCAUUUUUUCUAAUGAUGUUGAUACCCUUGCUGCACAAGAUGCUAGCAAUAAAACGCUUGUUUUAGUUUGCACAAAUAAGAAUAAUGCACCAGAUGUUUGGAAUAUUAAUGUUUCUAAAUUCAAUAUUAGUUCAUUUCAUGUUUACCGUACAUCUAAUGACAAUGAAACACUUAAGUUACUACCAAAUACAUGGAAUAUUAUUGAUGGCAUUUUAAUUUAUGAAAGUCCAGCUAAUUCUAUUACUACUUGGGUUUUUAAUAUUACUCAGUAG
Messenger RNA from Racocetra persica, 818 nucleotides. Lineage: Eukaryota; Fungi; Glomeromycota; Glomeromycetes; Diversisporales; Gigasporaceae. The record is from the annotation of a GenBank genome assembly.